GACAGUAAAGGGAAAUCUUUUGGGUGAAUUGGUUGGUACUUUGGUUAGCCCUCGCGAACUCCAAUCGCGUUCUUCCCUGUUAACAAAAUCCACUUGUAACGCUGUGUGUAUACAACAAGUUUGGUUCGUGUAGAUAUUCGAUGAUCCUUGUUCUACGCCUGUUACUCGGUUUCGGUUAACAUUUCGAUUGCUUUGUUGGAAAUUGAGACAAUACACUUGAAGAAACAUCCAAGGUUUCCCUACAAUCAUGGACUACUAGGAUAUGCCCAAGGACUACUUUGAUCUGGUUUCAAUGUGAGCAGCUUCGUGAGUUGUAUCGCUUCCUGGAUAUUUAGCGAUUCGAUAGGAGACUGAGGCGGCUGGUCGUGUGUCCUUGGACUUUUACGGACUGUAGUGUGCGCAUUGCGUUGGUGGACUGAAAUCGAUCUGAAUAGAAGAUCAAGACCUCCCCUGGAUUAAAUUAUUGCAUGGACGGGACGGAACGGGACACUAGUGUGAAAGCAAAACUGGUAGAAAUGCUAAUGAGACAAGUGCGACUCAGCGAAGACUAAUCUGCGUGAAUGCCCACGUCAAUUAGCGUGUAAACAACGAGCCUUGUUCAGGUGUUUGAGGAUAAGCUGCAGCGAAGUGAAUGGCGAGAAUCGCAGAGACGAUCGGGUCUCCUUUGCGUGUGGCAAACUGGUUGAGAAUAUCGUACUGAGCGUGCAGCGAGCGAGUGGAAUAAGCAGCAGGGCAGCAGAGGAGCGCAAAUUUGCGAUUUUUGGCUCGCACUUGAAACGACAGCCGCAGAACGAAAUAGAAGCACCGCGGAAUCCCCCCGAAUUGGAAAACAAUAACACAAAUAGUACCUAGUGCUGGCACAUGUACGGAACGGAUAUUGACGCGAUUGGUUCGUGUGCUGAGCUCUCGCAAACUUCAAAUGGUCACACCGCAGUUUGGUCGUUUCGACAGUUCACAGGGGGUGAAUAUUAAUAAAUUACGACUGUAUGAACGAAAAUGUGCUAGAAGAGGGUAGAAGAACGGUGAGUUAGAUCGAAGAAAAGUCUUGAAAUUGACAUUGAACGUGAAAUAGUUCCACCUCGGGAAAGUGUUGGGAAAGGGUAUGAUCAAGGUGAAGGACGAAGAAGAAAUGAGUUGGAAGUGAGCGCGCAGAAGGCCUUGAGUCGGACUGUGAAGGAUACGUUCAAGGACCAACGUCAUAGCAACCAGCACGCGAGCUUGCUCAAGUGAGAACCCUAUUACACAGCAGGUCCAUGGCUUGCUGAGAGUGCGUUCGGUCGCGUUAACGCCAGUAACCGAAGGUCCUGUGCGUUGUAAUGCGAAGGAAUAAGGAGUACCCAGUGCCACAGUUUAGCGGUGGCUGCUCUUCCGUUUUGUGAUACCGCCCCACUUCUAGGGGUGUAUGAGUGAGUGCUUAUCGGCGCAAAGGAGCGACUUUGGCUGUUGUUUUCGAUUCGUGAGUGACUUCGCUCUCUCCCUCAGUGUCAGUGACACAUAUAUACGCCUGCUUUGGGUUCCGUUCUACAUGUACGUGCUCCCCCGACCCAGUAGGCUGGCUGGCUGGUUCAGUGUGUUUAUGUGCUGGUUUUAUUUUCGUGUUUAAUGCGUGAUUUACAAGUCAACAGCACUCUGGCCAGCGAGAGAUGUGUAUGUUUUGGUGUACACACUGACAGCGACGACGACGACGAUAGAUUUUAUUUUGAGUUUCCGAAAAUAUUGACCUUGAACUCGCGCGCCUCGGUUCGCACAUCGGAGCAGGCCAAGCAAGAAGGGGAGCAAAAAAUAAAACAACAAAAGCACACAAAGUAUGGUGAAAAUAUUCGAUUUAUCCGUGUGCCUACUGCGAUGUGGUGGUGAGUGAGGUGAGAAAGAACUCUCUAUGUGUUUGAUGUUCAAUUAUUUUUGCCGAACCGAAACGAAGGCCAAGUUCAGCUCCUUAUUUUCACGAAACGCCACCAAUUUAUCGAUAAUUCAUUCAAGCUCGUGGAAGUGAAAGAGGGAAAAGGAGAAUGUAGAAUAGUGUGUCGCUCGGUCAAAGCUAGUGUCGGUGUGCUAAUUACAGAUCAGAAUAACCGGAGAAAAUGCAGUGCUUAAACAAACUCACUCAGGACGAAAAAGACUCGCUGGAAAUAAGGACAUUUGUAAUCGGUGAUAACCAACGAAUAAUGUAUUCACCACGCAAUGUGGAUUGUAAGAAAACUGUAAAACUAGAAAUUGCCAGUGGCCUCAAUCAGGCGCCGAUGUCAUCAUCCAUGGUGACAUCAAAUGGCCACCAUCAGCUUGGGCAGGAUCGGGCUAGGAUUCAAAUAAUUGCAAAGCCUUCGAACAAACCGUGCGAGAACGUGGCGCCUGUCCAGGCUCAAGAAGUGCACGUCAUUCGGGAUGGACGAUUCUACGAUCUUCAGCACAACCAUGCGUCUCCAUCGCACCAUCAUCACCUCCAGGAGCCUUCCCAUCGUCCGGUGCUGUCGUCCUCUCCAAACUCUAACGGUCUAAUCAUAACCAAUGCCGGCAGUAGUGCAAAUGAUACCGGCAAUCCUCCAAGCCGACAGCCACCCCCACUGCACCAUCCUGUCUCCACCAACACAAUCAUAGUGGAUGCUCCUCCGCAUUCGGCAGUGUCGAGCAGUAAACAGCAUUUGCCCCCACCUCCAGCGACGCUAAUGAUCGUUCAGCAGCAACAUCAGCAUCAGCAUCAGCAGCAGCAGCAACAUCACCACGUGACCUCAAUGCAGCCUCCACCACCACCCCCUCCAGUGGGUGCCGGAAGUAUGGGUGGUAAUGGAGGCGCCGGGAUGAUGGCCAAGAUGAAGAGCGCACAUGAGGAGCCUUCCAGUUCGAUGCCCGACCUAGAAUUCGACGGAACCACCGUACUGUGCCGUGUGUGCGGUGAUAAAGCUUCCGGCUUCCACUACGGUGUGCACUCCUGCGAAGGCUGCAAGGGUUUCUUCAGGCGCUCGAUCCAGCAGAAAAUUCAGUAUCGCCCUUGUACUAAAAACCAGCAGUGUAGUAUACUCCGAAUAAACCGUAAUCGCUGCCAGUAUUGUAGGCUGAAAAAAUGCAUCGCCGUUGGAAUGAGUCGCGACGCGGUCAGAUUCGGUCGUGUGCCGAAGCGCGAAAAGGCCCGCAUCCUGGCGGCCAUGCAGCAAAGCACGCAGAACCGAGGGAACCAGCGGGCACUGGCCACCGAGCUGGACGAUCAGCCCCGUCUGCUGGCGGCCGUCCUCCGAGCGCACAUGGACACGUGUGAGUUCACGCGUGAGAAGGUCACUUCGAUGCGGCAACGUGCUCGCGACUGCCCUACCUACUCGAUGCCUACUUUGGCAUGCCCACUGAACCCAGCGCCGGAGCUACAAUCAGAGCAGGAGUUCAGCCAACGCUUCGCGCAUGUAAUUCGUGGCGUGAUUGACUUUGCCGGUAUGAUCCCCGGCUUCCAGAUGCUGACCCAGGACGAUAAGUUCACCCUGCUGAAGGCCGGCCUGUUCGAUGCGCUGUUCGUGCGUCUGAUUUGCAUGUUCGACUCGCAGAUCAACUCGAUCAUCUGCCUGAAUGGGCAGGUGAUGCGCCGCGAUACGAUUCAGAACGGUGCCAACGCACGUUUCCUGGUCGAUUCGACGUUCAACUUUGCCGAACGAAUGAACUCGAUGAAUCUGACGGACGCGGAAAUCGGUCUGUUCUGUGCCAUUGUGUUGAUCACGCCCGACCGACCGGGACUGCGGAAUGUGGAGUUGAUCGAACGCAUGUACUCCAAGCUGAAGGCUUGCCUGCAGUCGAUCGUAUCGCAAAACCGGCCCGAUAAGCCAGAGUUCAUGCAGGAACUGCUGCGAACACUACCGGAUCUGCGUACGCUCAGCACGUUGCACACGGAGAAGCUGGUAGUGUUCCGAACGGAGCAUAAAGAACUCCUACGGCAGCACAUGUGGAACGCUGAAGAAGAUCUCGCAAAGAGUCCCAGCUCGAACACGUGGAGCUGCGACGGCAAUAAUGUCGAGGAUGUAGCCAAGAGUCCGAUGAGCUCGGUAUCCAGUACCGAGUCGGCGGAAACAACCUCGGACUACUCGCAUAUUCCUUCCUCGUUGAGCGCUUCGGCGCCUCUGCUGGCCGCUACCCUGUCCGGUCAAUGCCCUAUCCGCCAUCGGGCGAGCAGCGGUUCGUCGGCAGAAGAUGACAUCAUUGGUGGUACGGCCCAUCUCGCACAGAACGGAUUGACCAUCACACCGGUUAUCCGAUCGGUUGGAACACAUCACGUCCGGUACCGGAAACUAGACUCACCCACCGAUUCCGGUAUCGAAUCUGGAAACGAAAAACACGACCACAAACCAGUCAGCAGUGGAUCGUCUUCUUGCUCAAGUCCGCGAUCUUCCCUAGAGGAUCAAUCGGACGACAAGCGUCACAUCGUGGAAAACAUGCCCGUGCUGAAGCGGGUCUUGCAGGCACCUCCCCUGUACGAUACCAACAGCCUGAUGGACGAAGCCUACAAACCGCACAAGAAAUUCCGUGCAAUGCGUCACAGGGAAAGUGAAGCCGAGCCUGCUCCAAGUUCGUCGUCCUCUACAAUCACUCUGUCAUCACAUUCGCCGAAACCAUCGUCCAGCUCUUCGCCAUCUUCGGUGGUAUCGUCACACAGCAGCAGUAUGGGUCAAUCACCUCCGCAGCAACCCCUUUCGCAGCUUCAUAUGCAUUUAACCCGACCGUUGAAUCAGUCACCACACCAAAGCCUUCACCACCACCAUCAUCAUCACCACUCGGGAACUCCUCCCGCUAGCCAUCAUCAGUCGUCUUCCCUAUCCAGCACCCAUUCGGUGUUGGCCAAAUCCCUCAUGGAGCAACCCACGAUGACUCCGGAACAGAUGAAACGUUCCGACAUCAUCCACAACUACAUCAUGCGAGAGUCGCAGCAAUCUCAGCACCAUCCCGAAGCGCAGAGUUCGUACCGGAGUGGUCUCCUAGUUUGCAGCCCACGAUCCUCAUCGGUCUCGCCACUGACCUCCAGCAGUAGCAGUAGCAGUAACUCAUCCUCCUCCGGCAGUGGUUGUCCAUUCUCAGCCAAUAGCAGCAGCAGCAGGUGGCAGAGUGGGCCGACAAGCGUUAUCACCACCACCCGCCAGCAAACUCCUUCUCCAUCGCUCAAUUCCACCGGAAGUGCCGAUACUUCCUCCUCUUCCAGUACUGCCAGCAGCAGUACUAGCAUCCGCUACUUCCAGUCACCACAUUCGACAUCGAUCUCCCCACCGGUGGCCGUCAUGGCCCAACAAGCCAGCAGCACAACCACCGGAUCCAUUGGCUCCCCUCAGUCCGUGGUGACGGCACCCUCUCCCUCCCCUCGCCUCAUCGAGCUUCAAGUGGACAUCGCUGGCGGUUCCACUUCCUCCGGCACCACCGAUGCCCCCCUCAACCUGUCGAAAAAAUCCCCCUCGCCUUCCCCAGCUCGCCACCAAUCAACCUCCUCGUCCUCCACAGCCACCAUCCAUAAGGUGCUAUUGGAAGCGUAAGCCACGCCCACCACCAUUACAACAACAAAAACUACUACUACUACUAAGUGAUCGACAAAAAUGAACUACUACUAAACAAAACAAGCCGUUUAAAGAGGCAGAUCAGUUUACACAACUGUACAAAGUUUAACAUAGUAAGAGUAGUGACUAUUGCUAGGCGGUACGGAUUUAGAAUUUUAUAAAUCAGAAAGCGGACGCGCGCCCCACGCUCCCCUCAGGCGGAAGGACCCAUCGUGUGCAAAUCACUAAGAAGAGCAUUGAUAUUUUACUAAGCAAACCUAAAACCUAAAAAAAAAUGAAACAAACGAGGAUCUCUAUUUUACCUCCUUCCACCAGAUGAGAGGGGGCACGUGGCAAAGCGCGCGGGCUGCGCCAUCUGAGGAGUGGUUUAAGGAAGAGCGAGCUGGCCGGCUGGCUGGCCAGGAGCAACAAUCAGAUUCCCUCCCGAAGAUUAUUUCCGAGCGAAAACUGUGCGAUGAGAUGCAUGUUCGUGUGUGCAUAUGAGAUGUUAAUAAUCAUCGAAAAAACAAGCCAAACAGGAAGACAUUGCGUUUUUAGUGGUUAGGGAGGAAACACACUGACAUAAAUCAUGGUUGAAUUCAAUCAGAGUACUCAGACAGGCAACGUAGCGGGAGAUGAACCAAUCGAUGAAUUUAUCAAGGAAAACCUAUCAGGCACACAUCUAGGAAAGACAGAGAGUAGAUUUGAAAGCUGCAUAGCAUUCACACUUUGAUACGAUAUCUAGGAAGGAACGCGAGAGUUUGCAAGUUUGUGUUUUGCGCUGUAAAUAGUCGUGACAAAGGAAUUCCAAAUUUUUACCAAACGCGAUCCCACUUGAAGGGGAAAACGUGUCGCAUGCAUGCAUGAGAGGAUCAAAACUAGAAAGCAGGAGCUGAAGAUUAACUUGAAAGUGAGAUCAGAAAUUGUUUUUAAGCGGAAGGGAUUAUAUAGCCUGAUAAGGGGAAAAGCAAGCAACAAAACCGUACUUUAAAAAAAAACCGAAACCAACACAAAGGAAGCAUGAAAUUAUCAAUCCGUUCUAAUUUUAGUUUCACACAGAUGAGAGUCGAGCAGAUGUUUGCAAUCUACUUUUAAUUAAAAGUACAGAAAAGAGAAAAAAAAAGCCAAACGAUGACCUUGAGUCGCCGCUUUGGAAACAAAAAUCAAGCUGAACAUUGUAAAUAGUGUAAUUAGACUAUUAUCCUCUUUUUAAUUAAACGUGCAGAUUUUUAUUUAUUGAAACAUUUGCUUAUUAACAUUCUUAUUAUUCUUUAUUAAGUGUCCUUUAUGUUUUCCAAAACUUUUGUAAAUAGCUAAUCAAAAGCAAAAUCGUUAAGGUUAAAAACAAAAAAACACAUACACACGAGACCAAGUUUUAAUUUAAAAUAAAAACCAUUUUAAUUGAGAGAGUUAGUUUUUUCGUAUCACCUAUUAUUAUUAUUUUUAUGAAAGCAAAAUCCUUUAUCAAAACUAAAGCAUAAGAAUCAAUGUUUUAUAAGAAGAAAAAGGAAGAAAACAUACAAGAAAUGAAUUAAGUUUGAAAUUUUUGGAUGAAUGCACGGGGCCGUAUGCAAACAAGGAGUGUUUUAUCAAAUCUAUACUUCUACUGAAGAUGAACGAACGAGCAGCGUGAAUGCGAUCAAAAUGGAUAAUAACAAGAUACACGAAAAAACAGACAAACAAAUCGUCAAAACAUGUGCAACAGUAAUAAGGAAAAAACAGAAAGAAAACACUACAUGUAUAAGGAAAAAAGUUUCUAGGUUUAGGAUUAUAGCUGUAUAACAUUGAAAAAGAGAAUAAAGAGAAUGAAAACAAAAAAAAAUCAAUUGAAAUUGAGAUAAAAAAAUACAAUACAUGAGCAAGAAAGCGAAUGAGAAAAAUCCAAAACAAAAAAAGAGCAAAAAAAUAUCCCCAAAUUCAUAUUUAAUUGUAUCGACAAAAACCCAAAACCGAACCCCCUAUAACACACUACAUGGAUGAAACACAACGCAAAACGAUAAUAAUGAGUAAACGCUGUCAUUGAGACGGAAAACAAAACCCGGAGCAAAUCAGAGCAGAACAGAAAAAAACACAAACAUAUGUAGAAAACAAAACUACGGAUAGAUUGAGAGAAC
Aedes aegypti (yellow fever mosquito) is the source of this 7606-nucleotide messenger RNA. Its product is annotated as ecdysone-inducible protein E75. Gene Ontology annotation, molecular function: nuclear receptor activity; zinc ion binding; RNA polymerase II cis-regulatory region sequence-specific DNA binding. Gene Ontology annotation, biological process: negative regulation of transcription by RNA polymerase II; cell differentiation; hormone-mediated signaling pathway. The coding region runs from base 2082 to 5492 and encodes 1136 amino acids. NCBI's taxonomy places the organism in Eukaryota, Metazoa, Arthropoda, Insecta, Diptera, Culicidae. The record is from RefSeq and is a predicted model, not a curated record. The transcript has 6 exons.